Molecule: messenger RNA, 2151 nt
Organism: Belonocnema kinseyi
Lineage: Eukaryota; Metazoa; Arthropoda; Insecta; Hymenoptera; Cynipidae
Gene: Cog6
Product: conserved oligomeric Golgi complex subunit 6
Exons: 9
Coding region: 206-2098 (630 amino acids)
Biological process (GO): intra-Golgi vesicle-mediated transport
Cellular component (GO): COG complex
Source: RefSeq, a predicted model, not a curated record
CUGCUCCAAAACCAAUCACUGUUUGCGCGUGCGCGUGUUUCAAACUUUUGUCAAAUUCAAGCCGUGAUUGGAGGAUUGCAAACAGUUGUGUAUUGUCAACGACGUGGUCUUGACACCUGUCACUUCGAAUUUUAGGUUAUGUUGACGUAGCUCCGCGAUUUUUAAUUCUUUCUUUAUAAUAUAUUUCAAAGAAAAAUAAAGAAUUAUGCUUUCGACAAGUGAUAAGACUGGUAAUGCACCCUUAGUGCGACGAGUAAAUAAAUUAUUGGAAUCGCGACUCGAAAAUGAUAAGGAAACGCUCGAGGCCUUGAAAGAGCUUUCAACAUUUUUUACUGAAAAUACCCUGAAUGCCAGAAGGAAUCUUCGGAGUAAAAUAGAAAGGAGGAGUUUGACGAUAAAUGAAGAUUUUUUAUCGGCCUUUAGGGAUGUUAAAAAAACUCUCGAUGAUAUGUAUCAUAAUGUUUCGGCGAUGAAUAAUUCUGUUCAUAGUAUGGGUAAUCGUUUACAAUCGACGAAAACUCGUACUUUACAACUCAUCGAUCAAACCACCAAACUACAAAAUGAAAGUAAAAAACUGUCAAUGCAGCAGGAAGUUGCGAAUUCAUUUAUCAAGAGUUUCGAUCUCAGUUCAAUAGAAAUGGCAGUUUUACACGGUCCUUCUAGAGAGUCACCAAUAACUGAAGAAUUUUUCACCGUUGUAAAUCGGGUUCAGGAAAUACACAGCAGCUGUAGAAUUUUAAUGCAGUCCGGAUAUCAAACACUGGCAUUAGAUAUUAUGCAAAGAAUGACACUUUUGCAAGAAGCUGCUCUAGAAAGAUUAUACCGAUGGACCCAGAAUCAAUGUAGGCACAUAGAAAAUGAACAUCUAGCUCCUUUGUUGAUCAAAGCUAUGGGAAAAUUACAAGAAAGGCCUGUUCUUUUCAAGUACAUUCUGGAUGAAUAUUGCACAGCGAGAAGGUCCGUCCUCGUUGGAUCUUUCAUUGAUGCUUUGACCUUAGGACAAGGAGUCGUUGGAGCUCCCAAUCCAAUAGAAAUGCAUGCUCACGAUCCAAAACGUUACGUUGGUGAUAUCCUUGCUUGGUUACAUCAAGCAAUCCCAACUGAGAAAGAAAAUCUACUAACCCUGGUAAAAGAUUGCGACAAAACAGAUGUUUCGGGCCAAGUGAAACAAUCCCUGGGGAAUAUUACAGAAGGGCUCUGUCAUCAUUUGAAAUCGAGAAUCGAACACAUCGUGGCUGUGGAAGCACCAGCGACCGUUUUAUAUUCAGUAAUGACUCUCAUCAGAUUUUAUAGAGCGACUCUUAAGCAAGUUAUUCACGAGAGUGUUCUCGAUUCGACCUUAGGGGACUUGUUAGAAUUGAGCGAGAAGAGUUUCGUUAGCAGGCUUCAAAGGGAAACUCGUUUUGCUUUGGGAGAAAGAGCAGAACCUCCUGGCACUGAUUUAAUUCCUGCGCCUUCUGUCUCGAGACUUCUGACUCUUCUGAAUGAAGUUCUUUCGGUCGCGAGUAUUGCCGAAGAUAGAGAAAAGGACAUGCUUCAGAUUGUCUCCUGCAUCAUUGAUCCUCUUUUGCAAGAGGUAAACGAAACUGCCUCCAGAUUGCCAACAGUUGACAUGGCUGUUUAUCUUCUUAAUUGUAUGCAUCAAAUUCAAUCAACUUUGGCUUUGUACGAAUAUAUGGACCAAAGAUUGGAAAGAUUACAGGCUCAAUCAGAUGCCCAAAUCGAUACACUUACAUCCGAACAAGCCAGUUCCCUGGUUGCAAAUUUAAAUCUUGGACCAAUAUAUACGAUUCUCCAGGGCCACCAGCAAGGACCUUUGUCAUCCAUUCCUGGAAUGGAUCCUCUCAGUGUUAAAGAAUUUACGAAUAAAUUGGAGGCGUUUAUCGUGAUGCCAGAUGUUUUACUACUCCCACAAAUCAGUUUAUUGCAAAGCACAACGCAUCGAUCAAUCGCCCAGAAAAGAUCCUUCGAAGUUAUUAGUGCGAUUUACAAACAGCUUUAUGAGGCUUGUCAUGAGCCGAAAAAUCUUUAUCAGAAUCCUGAUAGUUUAUUUUCUAGAACGCCGGAAGAGUUACUGAAAACGCUCAUCGCUCAUUGAGAGGUAUCUUCCGCAACUUUGUAAAAUUUGUAAAAUAAAAUGAGCAAUAUAGU